GAUUGUAGAGAACGAUAAUAGUGAGAGGUGGUGAGUCAACAUUUGCUUGUGUUUGGCUCGUUUAUAAACUGAACUGAGCCAAAAAUCAAAAUGGUAUCUUCCGAACAUUUUUUGAGCGAGUGACGAGCGGUUUGAAAUACAACCUUGGAUUUUAAUAUAUAAAAUACAUUACAUAAAAUCUCUCUCAGCCUCAGCCAACUCCUGUAAGCAGAUGAAUUUCAAUGGAUAACAGCACCGAUUCAUGAUCUCUACACAUCUGCAUCACAUAUAUGCAUUGACGAAGUGGGUCUACACCGAUUACUCCAUCUUACUUAAUUUGGAUGCUAAAUUUCACACGUAUUCCGAAAAUAGAAGUCGGUUGUUAGAUGUUCUACUAAGAUUAUCAUUGCUGGUUGUUAGAUGUUCUAUUAAUAUUAUCCAAUCUUAUCAUUUACACUUUAUUGUUAAAGUUCCACAAUCAUCCAUCCUUAAAAAAACAGUCGGUUUUCUACUUUUGUUUCCUUUCACGAGGCUUGAUAAUUACAGUUCCGAUUAAUCCUCUUCUAUAAGUUAAUAUUUCAUCAUGUUCCACUUGAUAUUGAAGUUGAAAAAUUACUGAAACUUUAUUUUUUUAGGAGAAAUGAAGUGUUUAAUGUUUAUGGAGAUGCUGCUUAUUAUUAUUAUGCUAAUAGUUUUGUUGUAUGAUCAUCAUCAUGUUAUGGGUAAAGAGUGUACCAACAUUCCCACACAGCUUUCGUCGCAUACUUUCCGAUACAAGUUAUUGAAUUCAAACAACCAGACUUGGAAACAAGAAAUGUAUUAUGAUUCUUCUGACCAUUCGCAUCGCCAUCUGACUCCAACCGAUGAGUCUGCGUGGGCCGGUUUACUUCCGAAGAGGAGUUUGAAACAAGAUGAAUUCAGUUGGAGGAUGAUGUAUAGGAAGGCUAAGAAUCCGGGUGCUGGUGUGUCUAGGGAGUUUUUGAAUGAAUUGCCUUUGAGUGAUGUGAGGUUGGAUUUGGAUUCGAUUUAUGGUCAAGCUCAACGAACGAAUUUGGAGUAUCUUUUGAUGUUGGAUGUUGAUAGAUUGGUUUACAGCUUUAGAGUCACAUCUGGUUUGCCAACUGUUGGAAAAGCGUAUGGAGGCUGGGAGUCCCCGCAUCAGGAGCUUCGUGGUCAUUUCGUCGGGCAUUACUUAAGUGCUUCGGCUCAAAUGUGGGCUAGCACCGGUAAUACUACUCAAAAAAAGAAGAUGACAGCAGUGGUGUCGUCGCUUGCUGCGUGUCAAGAUAAGAUAGGCACAGGGUAUCUUUCUGCUUUCCCGUCUGAAUUUUUUGAUCGUUUCGAAGCUAUCAAACGAGUUUGGGCUCCUUAUUACACUAUCCACAAGAUAAUGGCUGGUCUAGUGGAUCAGUAUGUUUUGGCUGGGAAUAGUCAAGCUCUAAAGAUGGUGACAAAGAUGGCCGACUAUUUCUGCAGACGUGUACAAAACGUGAUUACUCGUUACACUAUUGAAAGGCAUUGGUUAUCACUUAAUGAAGAAAUUGGUGGAAUGAAUGAUGUGCUUUACAGGCUAUACACAAUCACCGGAGACAUGAAGCAUCUGUGGUUGGCUCACCUUUUUGAUAAACCCUGCUUCCUUGGCCUGCUAGCUAUGAAGGCCGAUGACAUAUCUGGUUAUCAUGCCAAUACACAUAUUCCAAUCGUUAUUGGAGCUCAAAGGCGGUAUGAAGUUACUGGUGAUCCUUUGUAUAAGGAAAUCGGGAUAUAUUUCAUGGAUAUCGUCAAUUCUUCCCAUAUGUAUUCUACAGGAGGCACAUCAGUCCGCGAGUUCUGGUCGGAACCGAAGAGACUUGCAACCACCUUACACACAGAGAACGAAGAAUCGUGUACUACCUACAACAUGCUAAAGGUCUCGCGUAACCUGUUCAGAUGGACUAAAGAAAUGGCGUACGCAGAUUAUUAUGAACGAGCAUUAACUAAUAGUGUCCUAAGCAUUCAAAGAGGGAAGGAACCUGGAGUUAUGAUAUAUAUGCUGCCGUUAGCCCCCGGAUCAUCAAAAGCUAAAGGGUUUCAUAAAUGGGGUUCAAAGUUUAAUGAUUUCUGGUGCUGUUACGGAACAGGGAUUGAAUCGUUUUCGAAACUGGGAGAUUCAAUCUACUUUGAAGAAGCAAGAAACGUAGAAGCAAGAAACGUAGAAGCAGGAAACGGUCACGGGCUUUACAUCAUUCAGUACAUAUCAAGCUCAGCUGACUGGAAAUCUGGGCAGGUUUUUCUUGCUCAGAAAGUCGAACCUGCGGUGUCUUGGGAUCCACACCUUCGAGUGACGGUGAUGAUCACUUCAAAGAAGCAAGGAGCUUCAUCUACCUUGAAGUUUAGAAUACCGUUUUGGACAACCUCAAAUGCAAAAGCGUUACUUAACGGCCAAGCUAUCCCUCUAACAGCUCCAGGUACUUUCCUAUCAGUCACAAAACAAUGGAGUUCAAAUGACAUAAUUAACCUUGAUCUGCCCAUAACUCUUAGGAUGGAGGCUAUCCAAGAUGAUCGGCCCGAAUAUGCUUCACUCCAUGCAAUCUUAUACGGCCCGUAUCUUCUGGUUGGACUAACCGUUGACGACUUUGACUUGCAACCCGACUCAUCUUCACUUUCAGACUGGAUAGUUCCGGUUCCUCAACAGUUCAAUUCACAGUUAAUUUCUCUAUCUCAGAAAACCGGUCACUCAACUUUAGCCCUCUCACACAUUAACAACACGAUAACAAUGCAGAAAUUCCCCAAGCCCGGUUCAAACUCUUCUGUAUUCGCAACCUUUAGACUCGUAUUCACGGAACAACAAGACAUGUUUUCACAAGCUGUCAUGUUGGAACCAUACAGUCUUCCUGGUUCUUUUCUCGUACACCAAGGAAGAGGCAACAGUCUUGCGGUUGACAGUUAUUCUGUUACGUAUAAUUCAGUUUUCUAUAUGGUUAAUGGUGAUGAUGGAACAGUUCAACUGGAAGCUCAAAGUGAGGAAGGUUGCUUUGUUUGGAAUGCUGGUGGAGUGGUGAAGCUGGAGUGCGAUUAUGGUGGAUCGGAAGAUGAGUUUUUGAAAGCGACGAGUUUUGUCGUUCGGGAUGGGAUCAGCCAGUAUGAUCCUGUUAGUUUUGUGGCUAAAGGGUUGAGGAGGAAUUUUCUUUUGCAACCAUUGUUUAGUUUGAGAGAUGAACAUUACACAGUCUAUUUCAACAUUAAUCAAUAGGAAUGAUGAAUGAAAUGAAUAAAAAUUUACUGGGUUUCAGAGAAAAUUGAUUUUAUAAAUAGAAUGUUAAGUUAU
Helianthus annuus (common sunflower) is the source of this 3286-nucleotide messenger RNA. RefSeq lists its product as uncharacterized. The record is from RefSeq and is a predicted model, not a curated record. NCBI's taxonomy places the organism in Eukaryota, Viridiplantae, Streptophyta, Magnoliopsida, Asterales, Asteraceae. The transcript is spliced from 12 exons. Gene Ontology annotation, biological process: L-arabinose metabolic process. Bases 620 to 3211 code for a protein of 863 amino acids. Gene Ontology annotation, molecular function: alpha-L-arabinofuranosidase activity.